AAAUCUGUUUGCUAUAUAAAACACAGGGCAGGGGUGUCUUGAGAUGUAAUGAACAGUUGGGUGUAAAACAUGCAAAGUUUAGACAGCAAUUUAUCAUGCAAUCUCUCCUGUGUAAUAAUUAGCUCUUGUAUUUUAGUGUUCUGGUAGCACACUCAUCCUCGAGUGGGGAUAUACAAUACUGUAUUACUUACUGGAAACAGUGGACUGGGCCCCACCCUGGUCUCUGGCAUGCUGCCUCUGCUGAUGCCCAGAGCCUCGAUGUUGAAGGUGAAGGCAGCCACUCCACGGCCCCUGCCUGCCAUGGCUGCAAGCCAGCGACUCGACCUGCAUCAGCACACACAUGUCAGCUCUAUACAUGCGGUAAAUGUCAGGGAAUAGUUGUAAUUCUUUAUAUUUUAUGUAUAUAUACAUAUGUAUAUAUAAUUUUUGCCAUGCUGUCCCAAACUCAAGCUCCUUAUACAAACAAGUUAUACCAUCAGGAAAAUGCACUUAAAAUACUGUACUCACUGAGUGAGAGUGCUUGGAAGAAAGGCUAAUAAGUCGUAGAGAAAUUGAAUUCUACUAUGAACUUGGGGUAGUAAUAAUAUAUAUAUAGGCCUACAUAUGAAAAUAGACUAACUCAGGCAACUUGCUAGCCAAUCUCACACACGGGUGAGCAAAAAACAGCCUUUCUCAUCGUGCACGCCUUGUGGUCAUUUGUGACUUUUAAGCGCACCGCCCAUCGCUGACGCUGCAGAAAAGCCCUGCCAAUAGCAGCGGCUUUAAGCCUACCGUCAUUUGCUUAGGUCCAAUGACCUCAUUCUCCUCCCCUAAGGGUGUGUCUGCGGCCACCAUCGCGUCACCCUCAAUGAAAUACACUACCUUUAGCAGUACGGCUAGUAGCAGCUGUUUAACACCUGACGGCAAAAUCCUUCUGUAGCAGCCUUGACAGGUGCAGAAACUGGGAUGGCUGCGGCCGACUGGUACGCGCACAAAUCGCUUGGGGACGGACUCUUCUGGAUCCAGGAGCGGUUUUAUCAGUCAGACAACAGGGCCAACAUCUGGCUGCUGCGCGGCACACACCAGGACGUGGUAAUAGACACUGGCCUUGGCUUGAGGAGCUUACCUGAAUACAUCGACGCUAAAGGGCUACUGGGCAAGGAUCCGCAGCGAAAGAAUCCGCUGCUGGCUAUUGCCACCCACGCCCACUUCGACCAUUCUGGUGGCCUGCAUCAGUUCCAACAGGUGGGCGUCCACAGCGCAGAGGUGGAUGCUUUGGCAAACGGGGACAAUUUUGAGACGGUUACCUGGCUCAGCGACAGAGAAAUAGCUGAAGCCCCAUGUCCAGGAUGGAGAGCAAGGAACUACAAAGUCAAGGCCGUGCAGCCGACCCAUAUACUGCAAGAGGGUACGUCACACUUACAGCAUGUCACAGGUGAUGUAAUUAAUCUGGGGGACAGACAGCUGACCGUGUUGCAUAUGCCUGGUCACUCUAGAGGCAGCAUUUGCCUUCAUGACAGAGAGAACAAACUGCUCUUCAGUGGAGAUGUAGUGUAUGAUGGUGCCAUGAUUGACUGGCUGCCCUACAGUCACGUAAGUGACUAUAUCAGUAGUUGUGAGCGCCUUGUGGGUCUUGUGGACAGUGAACAGGUUGAUCAAGUCCUUCCUGGACAUUACAAUGCAUUUGGUGCAAAGCGUCUCCAUCGGAUUGCAACUGGAUACAUCAGCAGAGCAGAAACCUGUCCUGCUAAGUUCUCCACAUUUGCUUGGAGGACGCUUGCUGGUGUGGCUCUGCGAGCUUUCAACCCACGUAGUGCCUGCUAAUAAGAUGUCACACCUUAGAAGAAGAAGCACAGCUGCACAAAAAACAUGAAUGGACAGUAUUAAAAUGGGGUAAAUUAUCUUUGGGUUUAAUGUAAUAUUAUUCACUUAUGUAGCCCAGCACAAAAUAUAAGAUUGCCAAACCUAAACGGCUUACAUAAGUCAAUAAUCAGCAAAAUAUUAAGCAUAUUAUACCAUAUAUAUGUAUUUAUUAAUGUUAUUCUGUAAAUAUUGUUUUUUGUUAUUUAUGUAUCAACGUGUUUUAUAUUUGAAAUGCUGUUAAGCUAUAAGAGCACACUAAUGGUAUUAGUACACUGCACUGCAAACUAAAAGCAGGAUGCAUUGGAAAUUCCUUUGACACAUUUGAAAAUGAGUAAGAGUGGCCAUAAUUCUAGUCUAUGCAUAUAACCGUGAACGCAGUGUCAACUACCUCCUUUGUAAGAGUGCUUUGUACUACAGAGAAACCCAAGGAUAUCAGCAUGGGCAAUAAAGCCUCUCUUGUAACUGCA
Messenger RNA from Boleophthalmus pectinirostris (great blue-spotted mudskipper), 2309 nucleotides. It is a transcript of the gene mblac2, whose product is annotated as metallo-beta-lactamase domain containing 2. Lineage: Eukaryota; Metazoa; Chordata; Actinopteri; Gobiiformes; Gobiidae. The record is from RefSeq and is a predicted model, not a curated record. The coding region runs from base 946 to 1803 and encodes 285 amino acids. The transcript is spliced from 3 exons.